Messenger RNA from Epinephelus fuscoguttatus (brown-marbled grouper), 2526 nucleotides. RefSeq names its product ectonucleoside triphosphate diphosphohydrolase 2-like. The record is from RefSeq and is a predicted model, not a curated record. Gene Ontology annotation, biological process: nucleoside diphosphate catabolic process. The transcript is spliced from 9 exons. The coding region runs from base 35 to 1036 and encodes 333 amino acids. NCBI's taxonomy places the organism in Eukaryota, Metazoa, Chordata, Actinopteri, Perciformes, Serranidae. Gene Ontology annotation, cellular component: plasma membrane. Gene Ontology annotation, molecular function: UDP phosphatase activity; GDP phosphatase activity.
GCUGCAAGAAGCAUCUGAGCACACAGUCUCCAGUAUGAGUCUCCACGGGCGCUGCCAAAUCAUCUGUGCGGUUGUGCUGCUGAUACUGGCACUAGUCGGGAUUCUGCUGGUGGUCAUUCCAGCUAAAGAGAUAGAGACACCACCUGAGAACAUGUAUGGAAUUGUUCUGGACGCCGGUUCAUCCCACACCUCCAUGUACAUCUACAAAUGGCCAGCUGACAAGCUAAAUGGCACUGGUAUUGUUAGCCAGCACAGCGAGUGUCAUGGAGAAGGUGGAGGGAUAUCCAGUUAUGCAGGUGCUCCUGGUGAUGCAGCAAAAAGUCUGGACGCCUGUCUGAAACAAGCUGUGAAGGAUAUCCCCAAAUCCAGGCACCAUGAAACUCCACUCUAUCUGGGAGCUACUGCAGGCAUGAGACUCCUGAACAAAGUCAAUGCGACAGAGUCUCAGCGGGUGCUGAAGGAAGUGGAAAACAAGCUGCAGUCUUACCCUUUUGAUUUCAAAAAUGCGAGCGUGCUGAGUGGAAAGGAGGAGGGGGCUUACGGUUGGGCCACAGUCAACUACUUACUUGAGAACUUUGUCAAGUAUGGUUUUGUCGCGCGUUGGCUGAAUCCAGGCAGAGAGACAACUGGAGCUUUGGAUUUAGGCGGAGCUUCCACACAGAUCACUUUUGAGACCUCGGAAGAGGUGGAGGACAAAGACAAUGUGAUGGAGCUGAAGCUUUAUGGACGAACCUACAGACUAUACACCCAGAGCUUCCUGUGCUACGGCCAAGUGCAGAUCCUGCAGAGGCUGCUGGCUCAUCUUAUCACGACUCAGGGUGUGAAACCGGUGGUGUUACAUCCCUGCUAUCCACGACAGUACAACACAUCUAUCAAGCUGGGAGAGGAUGUCUUUGAUUCUCCGUGCACUAAGCGCUACAGACCAGCCCAGUUCGACCCCCAUAUGUCUGUAUCAGUGGUGGGCACAGGAGAUUAUCAGAGCUGCCGGGACAACGUAAAAUUGUUGUUCUCCUUCGACAACUGUUCUUACUCCUAGUGCUCCUUUGAUGGAGUCUUUCAGCCCACCCUGAGAGGAAGAUUCAUGGCAUUCUCUGCCUUCUUCUACACACUUAGCCAAAUGAACCAACUCACCAACAUCUCCAUCACAUCCCCCAGCCGAAUGGAGGAGGCAAUCAUACGAAUCUGCAACAUGACCUUCUCUGAGUUGACUAAAAAUCCAAACCUGAAGGAGAAAUUCAUAAAGCAUUCCUGCGCCAUGUCCAAUUACAUCCGCGUCCUCUUACUGCAGGGCUACGGUUUCAAUGAGCACUCCUUUUCUUCCAUCUCUUUUCAGAUAAAGGCAGGAGGAACAUCUGUAGGCUGGGCUUUAGGGUACAUGCUGACUCUGAGCAAUAUGGUACCAGAAGAGAGACUUGGGCGAGUGAAGGCUCUGCCCAUAGGGCCCUGGAGUGGCAUUCUCUUCCUCUUCAUCGCCAUCCUCCUUAUUGUGCUGGGAUACCUACUGAUGAUGAUCUACAGGAACUCAAAAACUAAAGAGGGCAUGGUGUAAGAGCAACGGUGACCCACCUCCCAUACCAGUCCAAUUCAUAUUCCUCUGAGAGCAGAUGUAUUCUUUAUUGUCCUUUUCCAAGGAAAUUUGUCUGAUCACAGUCUGCACAGAGCCUCACAUAAACAGGAAUACACACACCAUAACUACACGAAAGACAUCAGAUACAUCUACAUUAAUAAAUAUACACACAUAGCACCUACACACAUGACAGUUAUCUGCGUGAAGAAUGGGUUGAGGGGGAAUCAUGGGGUCAUGUAUUUUGGUGUGUGCUCUGCAUGUGAUGGCUUUGCUAUUGAAGUCUGAGACGUUAGGGGUGGGGAGGUCAAUCUAUUUGUGGCCAUUGUGUGUGAUUUGCAUGAGUUUCUGCUGGAGGGAGUUAAAGAGUAACUUCGGUAUUUUCCAGCCUGGACAAUAUUUUCCCUUUUUUGUGUCUAAGUGACUAAUUAGGACAACACUUUUUGAAAUUGGUCCACCGUUGAGCAAGACCGCUGCAGCGGCGAAACGACUGCUGCUUGCUUAUCCCACCUGUGUUGUGACAGGUCAACUUAGGACCCAAAUGCAAACACAACCAGGAAACUGGAUGGUUAGAGGCAGUUUAUUGUAGUUCAUAGAAGUGGUGCUGAAGGCUUAAAUGAAAUGAUGGCUGAGGCGGGCAGGGAGUUCAUCCUAAUAUCCCUUGUCGGCUCCUCCGUCCUCUAUCCUCGAUCACUUGACCCGAAAAUUGAUUGAGACUCACCAUCUUGUAGGACGUCUCAAUACGUUAAAUGCACUUGGAGGAGUCGAGGAGUUGGGGAGAGGGGAGGCUUUCAGCGAGGAGGGAAGUGAGUAGCCUAUAGACGAAUUCGGCGAGCGAUUUGUGUAUGCCGCCAUCUUGCAGCGGCGCCAUUGCUGUGGUGACAUGUGUCAGUCAUCAAUUCAUUAUGCUGUCAGUGUGAACCAUAUGACACCAUCAUGAAUAGCUGGAUUGAUGAUGUUAG